UUAAUCAUUUUGAGUUGGUGGGUGUUAAUUUUGGAGUUGUUUUAACACUUGUAGUGAACAAAAAGCUCUACCAGCGUUGUCAAUCAAGCAAGUCACAUGUUACCACCUGACACCGGAGUUAGAUUAACCUCAGUUCGAGUUGAACACAACAUCCGGUUUGGACGUGCGCGCCUUUUUCACUUAACGUCGGUUGGUGAGAGGAGAAGACGGCAAAGAACCUGUGUGGAUUUUACGGCUUAAACAAGGUGCAGUCUCAAGAUGUGGCAAUGUUGCUCAAGGUGAAGUACCAGAAUACCAAGAAGUACAUCCGAUUAGAGUCAGGGUUCACCUUUUCGGAUUUCAUUGCUCAAGUCAAAUACAAGUUUGGGCUUCCUGAUGCUACUGAACUUGAUGCUUUUGAUGAAACCAACACAGUAGUUGAGGAAGACAUCUUUUCUGAACUGAUAGAGGCCAGUCCAGAUUUAUGCCUGACAGAAUGUGACAGAAUUACUGAUGCUGCUCAGCCACAGGAGCAAGACAUCUUUCUUCAGAUACAGAUUGAUCCGAGCCCGGCAACACAAGAUGGCAUUUCAGAGGAAGACUUCUAUCCUCCAGAUCAUUCAACAUCGUCCUACCUCACGGAUACCAACACAUCACUUUCUUCAAAUGACAAUGACCACUCUAGUCGAAUAGAAAGAGGCAUUCCUAUAGGCAGACGUACAUCCAGCUCUGAAGUCAUACCCAGGCCUACCACAGAGGUUUCAGAAUCAGAGGCUGCAAAAGAGGUACUCAAGGACAGCAUAUGAAAUUUACAUUGUUUACCAUCAUAAAUUAUCAUACUAAAUGAGUUUCCCAUCAGAGUAUUUGUGACAUUUAGAGUGAUUGGGUUUGGCUAAUAGCUCUCUACUUAGUAAUCUAAGGCAGAUAACAAACAACUUUGUUUCAUCACAAAUCAUAUCGCACUUGCAUAAUCGGUUUAAUAAUUGGUUAGAUUUUUUUGUUGUUGAAAUUGCUGAUCCAUUUUUGUGUGUGAGAAACCCUCCUGAACCAGUGAUUUUAACUAUUACUCUUAAUCUUGUGGUAAAUAGUUAAAAUGAUUUUAUCCUGAGACUGAUUUGUACACUGAAAACUUUAUUUUUUCUUACUCUUAUAUGGUAAAAAAUGCCUUGCUUGGCAAACCUGGGGGUGAGGAUGUCAUCGAAGAGUACAAGGCAGAAAAGUCACUCACUCACCGCACCCGGAGACAGCUUGUCAACAUAUUGGCUAGCCAUAUGACUGAGAGCCAUGGGAGGAUGCCUUCCCGUAAACAUAAGGAGAAGUAUGCCCUGGGAAUCAUAACACUCUUUCCUUCACUAAAGGAUCCCUUUUCUCCAAAAGGCUAUGAGCACUUCUAUGAUGUGGAGAAAGGCACUGGAUAUUUAGCAUGGCGCCUUAAGACUAUGUCCAGGAAAACUGUAAAAAGACCAGCCAAGACAGCUACAGUGGCUCAAGCACAAGGACCGAAGCGCCGAAGAUUGGCAGCCGCUUUGCCUGAGCAGCUUGAUGCAGAUGCCUGUAGGGAAGCCAUAUCAUUUCUCAUUCACUCUCAGGAUGAAGCAAGUGUGUUUCAGAAGAUGAAGGUGACCUUUCAAUAUCGCCAAGACCUAGUGCAUGACCCACAGAGAACCACAGAUGUCUUUAAAACAUUUCCACGGUUUUUAGAUGUCAAAGGGCUGCUGAAUCAAGACUUCCUUCUGCUGUUUGGAGCUGAAACAGCCUCCAAGAUGCUUGAGAAGUGGGACACAACUUUCAGGCCCAAGGUUAUCAAUGAGGCCAAACACCUGACUCAGUCAAUUGAGCUGUGCCGACUUCUAAAAGCUGCUGAGAAACUGACAGAGAAAGAUGACACCACCUGGGACAGUGACAUGGCUUCUCUGCUGCUGCUCCUCCAUCUCCUGCCACCCACAGCUGGACGGAAGAGGACCAAGAUGAGCCCCAGUGAUGCAGUGGACAAAAUGUUGCACUUUCACAAGUCAUGCUGCAGCUUGGAUGAACACCUUCGGAGAAGGGAUGGUAGACAACCAUACAUCCUUGCUGUUGGUCGAACCAGGAACAGGAUUGACACUUUCUACAUUGUUGUGGACAAACAGCUCAUCCCCUGCCAAGCCACCAGCUCGGUGGGUGCAUUUGAUGAACUGUUUAAAUCCCACUAUGUGUUCAACCUGUCGUACGAUGAGUACCUGGGCCAGCUCUUCAUCUUCGUGCAAACAACAAUCUACAAUAUCGAUGUAGCAACAACAGAUGAGUCUCCCAGAGUUUGUGAGUUUCGUGCUAAAGUCCUCAACUAA
Molecule: messenger RNA, 2306 nt
Organism: Centropristis striata (black sea bass)
Lineage: Eukaryota; Metazoa; Chordata; Actinopteri; Perciformes; Serranidae
Exons: 10
Coding region: 1131-2306 (391 amino acids)
Source: RefSeq, a predicted model, not a curated record